CAUCCAUCGUCUUCGUGCAAAGCGCCGUACAAAGAAAAGGCACAUUCGCGCAGCAAGUUUCAUAGCGGACUACCUCUAUCAUCUAUAGAGUCAAAAUUCGGGUCGUCGAGGCGAACCGCGUACACAUUCUCGUUUCAGUCGUGUCAAGAAAGUAGUGAGCUUUUUCCUGUACGUAUACGUAUUUUUUUUGCCUCCAUCCAAUUCUCGUCCAUCGGUCGGUCGUUCAAUAGCCGUCGUCGUCGUCGUCGUCAUCAUCAUCGUCGUCGUCGUCGCCUCGUCGGUGUGUAGUGAACAAAUUUUACGGAGGUAUUUUGUCCGCGCGCUCCGCGAUCGGGAAGCUAAUAAGUUUCCGCUAGCAAUAGCAACAAAACUCCGCUCGCGUUCCCGAAACCCGAAAAAAGAUGGAUUCGGACAUUCCGGAACUUUCCGACGAAGCCGAAGAACAUGUCAAACUCGAAAAUGGCGAUGAGGUAGCAUUACCACCCCGUACUCGUCUCGUUACCACAGCCGAUGUCCAGUCGGGAAAUACGGUCGUCCAAGUGCCGGUAUCGCUACCGGUCGGGACGCUCAUCGGUGGCACUACCUUCAAUGUGCUCACCCCGGACCAGAUACAACAUUUCAAACCGAUGAUCUGCGUGGAUAACAACGGUUUCGUAUCGGGCAGUACCGUUGUAGGAGAUCUGAGCGGUGAUCUCAAGCCAACGCAUAUCGUAAUCCAACAGCAAGGAACGGACCAACAGCAACAGGUAAUACACGAUGAACAGACACUUCUGGACCAAGUUCAACAUCAGUCACAGCAGCAAGAAUACCGUCUAGAGAGCAGCGUCAUCGACAGACUAAAUAAUCUUGACAUUCUACCGGUACGCUGCAAAACAACAACGGGAGAUUUAUACAAAAGUCGGCUGGGUUCCGGUGGCCGUGGCAAAUGUAUAAAGCAUAAGGAUGGCUGGUAUACUCCUAGCGAGUUUGAGAAUAUAUGUGGUCGGGGCUCAAGUAAAGACUGGAAGCGGUCCAUUCGUUACGGUGGACGCAGUUUGCAGGCGUUGAUCGAUGAAGGAAUCCUAACGCCUCACGCCACAAGCUGUACCUGCUCAGCCUGUUGUGAUGAUGAAUCAGCUGCCUCUGGACCGGUACGAUUGUUUACACCCUACAAGCGGAGGCGGCGAAAUCAAAUAGAACCCGAGCAACCGGAGAAAAAGAAGAGAAUUAUUGUAAAUAACAACACAAACACUAGUAAUAACAACAUCCACAUCAAUAACAUUAGCAACAGCGCCAUCAGCAACACGAGUACUACAACAACCGCCGUAAACCACCAGAAUACCACCGUUAGUCAUACGGUACAGCAACAGCAGCAGCAACAACAACAACAACAACAGCAACAGCAAGUGCAACAACAGGUCCAGCAGCAACAGGUUCAACAACAGCAGCAGCAGCAGCAACAACAACAACAACAGGUUCAACAGCAUCAAGUACAGCAACAAAUUCAUCAAGCAGCAGCCACUAUCAAUGCAACACCGAUAAUCACCAACAAUACCAGCACCACAACUACGACCACAACGGUGAAGGUGGUCCAACAGGAACAGCAAGAGAUUGAAAAUGAGCUCGCGAUCACCACCAAAGAGGAACCAUGGCAAACCCUAACCGAAGGAAUAGAGAGUGCCACAGAAUACGUCGACCAAUCGACUCAGUUAAUUACGGAAACGAAUCUACCAUUCGAGAAGCUGAAAGCACUUUGCUCCCAAGUGUCCAAGGCGAUGCAGGAAAUGAAUAAAUGCCUGGCAGAAGUUCAUGAUGUGCACGAUCGCCAGUUGGAACGGUUACAGCGUGAACGGGACGCUGCAAUCCUGACUGUGACGCAACUGGAAGAGCAGAACAACAUCAGUAGUCAAUUACCACCCGGUUCGGUUCAUGCCAACAAAAAGUGUGCCAACUGCAACCGGGAAGCGCUGGCCGAGUGUUCACUCUGCCGGAGGACGCCGUACUGUUCGACCUUCUGUCAACGAAAAGACUGGAUCACGCAUCAAAACGAGUGCGUGCGAAGUACGCAGGAAGCGACACAUCAGAUCAUGCUGAUAGUAGAUGAAACUCAAUAACCUUUAAUUUUCUAAUUGCGACCGGCUCGACGUGGUUAAAGGGAAACGAGGAUUGGGUCGAUUAAGGCUGCAAAAGUACCUUAAAAGUGAGAGGUAUAGAGAAUAAGUACUAUUCGUCGCAGCUCCGAGAGAUCCGCCAUCUUCGUUGGUCGCAAUAAAUCAAUGGGCACGUUUGCCGGGCGGCAUACUACUAUUGAAUUGAGGAAAUGUUUUAUAUUUUAAUAGCAAAGUCUAGAUUUUGUUUUUUUUUUAUAAAUGUGGAAAUCGGACAGAACUGGAUUCACUCACGAGGGACUUAUCUGUAGAGACCGGAAAACUCUACCCCGUUCACAGUAGAUUCUUUUUUUUUUGUUUUCAUUUUUAUUAGGAAAUUGCGCGAAAGUACAUAUAUUUAAUGAUUAAAGUGUGUAUGUAAGACACGAAGAGAAAAUUUAGAAGAAACUUUAUUUAAAAAACUUCUAUCAUUUAAAUAAUAAGAGAUGUUAACUCUUA
Molecule: messenger RNA, 2585 nt
Organism: Ochlerotatus camptorhynchus
Lineage: Eukaryota; Metazoa; Arthropoda; Insecta; Diptera; Culicidae
Product: deformed epidermal autoregulatory factor 1-like
Exons: 5
Coding region: 402-2093 (563 amino acids)
Molecular function (GO): DNA binding
Source: RefSeq, a predicted model, not a curated record